UCAAAAAUGAGACAGUCGUUAUUGCAAAGUCAACACCGACUUUUCCUUUUUUUCCCAACUUCAAAAAACUACUCUGAAUAAUAUUCUCUAAUAACGCACCGCCACCAUGGACUCGCUAAUCGAUCUCUCGGAGUCGUCCAAAGCGCUUGACUUGUCACGCAUCCGCUUCCAGUUGAUACGGUUGGAAGACACCAUCACCUUCCACCUGAUCGAGCGGGUACAGUUCCCGCUCAACCCGAACAUCUACAAGCCCGGCGCCGUCCAGAUCCCCAACAGCAACCUGAGUUUCAUGGACUGGUACCUGUCGGAGCAGGAAAGGCUGCAGUCACUUAUCCGCCGCUACGAGUCCCCGGACGAGUUCCCCUUCUUUCCGGAGGCCCUGCAGAAGCCGAUCCUGGACUCGCUCGACUACCCCCGCAUCCUGUACCCCAACGAUGUCAACGUCAACGACAAGAUCAAGAAGUUCUACAUUGAAAAGUUCCUGCCCAGAGUGUGCCCGGACUUUGGCCGCGGGGAUAGAGGUGUCUCGCAAGAAAACUACGGGUCGUCGGCGACGUGCGACAUUGCCUGCUUGCAAGCACUAUCAAGGCGCAUUCACUUUGGCAAGUUCGUUGCCGAGUCCAAGUUCCAGUCCGAGGCGGACAAGUACACCCGCCUCAUCCGUGCUGCCGACAGGGAAGCCAUUGGGAACGCUAUCACGAACAAGGCGGUCGAGAAGAAGGUGCUGGAGAGGCUGAAGCUCAAGGCGCAAACGUACGGUACCGACCCUUCGCUGGGGCCGGAUGGGUGGGACCAGAGCAAGAUCAACGUGGACGCUGUCGUGGCUAUGUAUGAGGACUUUGUCAUCCCUCUGACAAAGGAGGUUGAGGUCGAGUACUUGAUGCAGAGGCUGGAGCCGGUGGAAUAAUAAUGUCUCGAUUUGUUUUGUUUGC
Messenger RNA from Chaetomium fimeti, 932 nucleotides. RefSeq names its product chorismate mutase-like protein. Gene Ontology annotation, cellular component: cytoplasm. Gene Ontology annotation, molecular function: chorismate mutase activity. The record is from RefSeq and is a predicted model, not a curated record. The transcript is spliced from 2 exons. NCBI's taxonomy places the organism in Eukaryota, Fungi, Ascomycota, Sordariomycetes, Sordariales, Chaetomiaceae. Gene Ontology annotation, biological process: aromatic amino acid biosynthetic process; chorismate metabolic process. Bases 107 to 907 code for a protein of 266 amino acids.